AAGAGACAGAAACAGGAUGAGGGCAUGAGGUCCUUUCCGUUUUUGCUAUGGCUUCCCUCAACAUCAAUCUCCCACCCUCCAUAACCAUACCCAACUCAUUUUCUCUCUCCUCUCUCUCUCAUUUCCAUGGCCGCCAACUCUCUCUUUCAUCAACACUCUCAUCUUCUCUUCCCAUCUUACCACACUCCAAAACGAUAUUCAUCCAUGGCACAAACAACUUCAAAACUACCCAAUUCAGCCGCAAUUGCUCUUUAAUUCCCCCCACUUCCAUUCCUUCUCAAAGCCCCUUCGUUCAACACGAUGAUAACCUCUUCAUUGUUGUCAAUUUCUACCACUUUGUUUUCAUCAAAGACCCUCAAUUUGAAGUUUCCAGGCAUUUAUUCGUUUUACAGGAGCUUGACAUACAUGGGCGGAUUUAUAUCAAUGAACAAGGUGUUAAUGCGCAGUUCAGUGGACCAUCAAGAGAUGCUCUUGCAUAUGUGAAAUGGCUUAGAGAUGAUCAAAGAUUCACUGAUAUUCUGGUUCAAAUUUCACCAUCUUCUAUUGGACAUGCAUUUCCGAGAUUGAAGCUGCGUUAUAAGCCCUCAUUGGUGCAGUUUGAUUUAGGAGUUCAAGAUCUUCCGCUCCUCGAUCCUUUAAUGCGUGCAGUGCCUCUGUCACCGGCUGAAUGGAGAACAAGGUUGAAGUCGAUAAAUAACAAUCAUGACACAGCAAAUGCAAAUGACAAGAAUUGCAUUUUAUUGGACGUAAGAAAUGGUUAUGAAUGGGAUAUUGGUCAUUUUGAGGGGGUUCAACGUCCUGAAGUUGACUGCUUUAAAAGUACUUCAUUUGGGUUAUCGGACGAGGUUACUGAUUUAGAUCCUUUAGUGAACAUCGAUAAAGAAAAAACACAUAUUUUGAUGUAUUGUACUGGAGGAAUUCGCUGUGACGUAUAUUCUACCAUCCUCAGACAAAAGGGUUUCAAGAAUCUCUACACGUUAAAGGGUGGUGUUUCAAAUUAUCUCCAGAAGGAAGGUCCUGAUAAAUGGAUAGGUAAUUUAUUUGUAUUUGACUCACGUCUCUCUCUCCCUCCGUCUACUUUCAAACCUGGAGCCGCCACCACAAGCAGAAGUCAGGAAGCUCUGGCGAAUAACAAGUUUGCUAAAUGUUACAUAUGUGGUUCCCAAGUUCAUGAAUUACGGCAUCGGAACUGUGCAAAUCUCGACUGCAACCUCUUGUACUUAUGCUGCAGAGACUGUGUGGGAGAAUUGAGAGGGUGCUGCUGUCGAGAUUGCAAAACUGCUCCACGGCUAAGACCUGUUUUGUUCCAACAUGAAAGGUACAAAAAGUGGCAUCUUUACAGAGAUAGUGAAGUUAGAGAAGAGAUUUCUACUUUGAAUUAGGGCAGGAUCAACAUCUCUUCUUUACUUCGAUUUUGAUUCAUAUUAUAUGUUAUUUGGAUUUCUAGCUGACCAGAACCUGAAAAGUUAUAACACUUUUGUGCAUUUUGUACAUAAUGUCAUUAUAGAUUAAAUAAUUAUGAUUGUGAUCUCCAGUUUGGAGAUGGAUUGAUAAGUUGACCUUUUAAAAUAGCUUGAAGUUUCCAUUUC
This is a messenger RNA of Beta vulgaris subsp. vulgaris (sugar beet), 1589 nucleotides long. RefSeq names its product rhodanese-like domain-containing protein 8, chloroplastic. The transcript is spliced from 8 exons. Bases 48 to 1382 code for a protein of 444 amino acids. The record is from RefSeq and is a predicted model, not a curated record. Lineage: Eukaryota; Viridiplantae; Streptophyta; Magnoliopsida; Caryophyllales; Amaranthaceae.